Molecule: messenger RNA, 3952 nt
Organism: Vicugna pacos (alpaca)
Lineage: Eukaryota; Metazoa; Chordata; Mammalia; Artiodactyla; Camelidae
Product: tripartite motif-containing protein 10
Molecular function (GO): zinc ion binding; protein binding
Source: RefSeq, a predicted model, not a curated record
UUUAAAAGAAUGUAAAAUGUCUCAUGAUGGAUGUUUUCUGCUGAUUCUAUGUUGAUACUAUUUGGGGCUAAAUAUUAAUUCAUUUCACUUUUUACUUUUAAAAAUAUGACAGCUGGGAAUUUUGAAAUUGCACAUGUGGCUCACAUUGUAUGUCUAUGGGACAACACAGCUCUGAGACAGAUCUGAGGGCGAAUGAUGGCCUCCCACCCGCCUCCCUAUGUGCUUCGGGCAAGCUGAGUAACCUGGCUGAGCCCAGCUAAUAUCCUAAUAGCACCGAUGUUGUAGAGCAGACAGGGGGAAUAAAUAAGAUCAUAAGUUUAAAUUACUUAUAGCAGGGUGAGGAAUACCAUCAUUGUAAAUAAUGCCGGCUGUUAUUUUUCUUUCUCCUCCCCCACACGGAGUACAUUCCAACCCCUUUGGAAGCCUCUGGCAGGCUGAUUGGGGCAUCACUGGUGAAGUUACUUGUGCCAUGUUCCCCACCCCCAGGGCACUACGCCCUUAUCUGGGUCUCCACACUCCCCUGGAUUGGCUGAUACCUCCAAUCUCCCUGGAGCCAGCUGGUCAUAUUGCAGGGAGGCUGGGGUGGCAUCACUGCACUGGGACCCACUCUCCCUCCUGCUCCCCAAAGAACAGCCCCUUCCAACUGUGGAUGGUUAAGAUACGACCACUUUCUUUCUACCGCGAGUGUCUCUGGAUGGACGGGAAGGAGCAGCGACCCCCAGGUCAUGAGAGUAACUGAGGUCAUCUCUGGAAUGUUGUGACCCCAUCCUCCCGCUCUUUCUCUGUCUCUGCUGUUGGAGGGUGUGUGUCUGUUCCUUUGGGAGGGGGCUAGCAGAACCCUGGCUGCCAGGAUGCAAGUGGGUGCCUUGCCCUUGUGUGCGCGUGCGCGUGUGUGCAACCAUGAAGGUGUCAGUGGGUUUGUAAAAUGCCCCUGUGACCGGCGGUGUGUGCUUGUGGGUGUGUGAGUGUGUGGUGUGUGUCCUCAUUGUUCUCUGGGCCCUUCCCCCCAACCCAAGCAGAGAAGGUGACCUUGAAGAGGCCACGAGCGCAGCAGCGCCAUGGCCUCGGCUGCCUCAGUGACCAGCCUGGCCGAUGAGGUCAACUGCCCCAUCUGCCAAGGGACCCUGAGGGAGCCGGUCACCAUCGACUGUGGCCACAAUUUCUGCCACUGCUGCCUCACCCGCUACCUUGAGAUCCCCGGCCCAGACCCCGAGGAGCCCCCCAGCUGCCCACUCUGCAAGGCGCCUUUCCGCCCAGGGAGCUUCCGGCCCAACUGGCAGCUGGCCAGCGUGGUGGAGAACAUCAAGCGUCUGGAGCUGGCGUCCAGGCUGGGCUCAGAGGAGGAGGACAUCUGCCAGGAGCACGGGGAGAAAAUCUACUUCUUCUGCGAGGAUGAUGAGAUGCAGCUGUGCGUGGUGUGCCGGGAGGCCCCGGAGCAUCGCUCCCACACCGUGCGCUUCCUGGAGGACGCAGCGGGGCCCUACAGGGAACAAAUACAGAAAUGUCUCGAGUGUCUAAGAAGAGAGAGAGAGGAGAUUCAAGGAAUCCAAUCAAGAGAAAAUCAAAGGACACAAGUCCUCCUGACUCAGGUGGCCACCAAGAAACAAAAGGUGAUAUCUGAGUUUGCACAUCUGAGCCAGUUCCUGGAAGAACAGCGGAACAUCCUCUUAGCCCAGUUGGAGAGUCUGGAUAGAGACAUCUUGAAGCAACAGGAUGAGUUUGAUGUCCUGGUCACUAGGGAAAUCUGCCGGUUUAGCACCCUGAUCGCAGAACUGGAGGAGAAGAACGAGAGGCCGGCAAGGGAGCUCCUGACGCAUAUCAGAAGCACUCUAAUAAAAUGUGAAACCAGAAGGUGCCGGAAAACAGAGGCUAUAUCCCCUGAGCUGGGCCAGAGGAUUCGGGACGUCUCCCAGCAGGCUCUGCCUCUGCAGAGGGAAAUGAAGAUAUUUCUGGAAAAAUUCUGCUUUGAGUUGGACUAUGAGCCAGCUCACAUCUCCCUAGACCCCCAGACUUCCCACCCCAAGCUUCUCCUGUCUGAGGACCACCAGCAGGCUCGGUUCUCCUACAAAUGGCAGAACUCUCCAGGAAACCCCCAGCGCUUUGACCAGGCCACCUGUGUCCUGGCCCAUGAUGGCUUCACAGGGGGGAGACACACGUGGGUGGUGAGUGUAGACUUGGCUCACGGGGGCAGCUGCACGCUGGGUGUGGUUAGUAAGGACAUCCGGCGGAAGGGGGAGCUUCGGCUGCGGCCGGAGGAGGGGGUGUGGGCCGUGAGGCUGACGUGGGGCUUCAUCUCGGCCCUGAGCUCCUUCCCCACACGCCUGGCUCUGGAGGAACAGCCCCGGCAGGUGAGGGUGUCUAUUGACUAUGAGGUGGGCUGGGUAAUCUUUGUCAAUGCUGUCACCCGAGAGCCCAUCUACACCUUCACUGCCUCCUUCACCCAGAAGGUCUAUCCCUUCUUUGGGCUCUGGGGUCGAGGGUCCAGUUUCUCCCUGAGCUCCUGAGAGAGUCAGCUACCCUCCCCAAAACACGAGACUCCAGAGAAAGGGCCUAACGACUUGACCCUGACUGGGUCACCUGAAAGAUUUGGAACAGUAAUUACACUUUAGGUGAUGUGAUAGAGUCAGGACUUUGGCAAGGGACAAGGUGGGAUGACCUUCAAUCUGCUGAUCAAACCCUUUCCACAAUGCCCAGUGGAUGGAACUCAGACCACUGCCCGGCCGGCCUCCCCACCACCAUCCCCACCUGGCACAGAAGCAGCUGUGUAGAGGAAGGAAUACUAGAUUUGGAGCUGGAAGACUUGGGGUCUAGACCCAGCCUUGUAAUCAACUAAUCGUAUGAUCUUAAACUAGGCCUCUCACCUCUCUUCAUCUUGUUUUCUCCCCUAAAUAUUAGGGUUCUUUUACUCAAAUCCUUAAGAAACAUUUACUGUGUGCUAAUUAUGAACCAAGCAGUAUGGUAGCCAUUUGUGAAAUGAAAAAAACAAAACAAAACAAAACAAAAAACUUGUUCUGAAUGAGAAGGAGCUCAUGAGAAAAGGCAGAGACAUAGGAGGCAAGGACAGCACAGUGUGAUGGGCGCUGCGACAGGGGUGUUAGGGAAGCCCAGAGGAGGCAGGAGGUCAGUCAGGAAAAGAUGAGUUUAAAAAAUGAGUGUGGUAAAUGAUGCAAGGAGUGGAAGAAGCAUCUUAGGAAGAAGGGACCGCAGAGAACUGGCUGGAUGAUCUGUAUGAGACACAGGGUCACAUUCAUUGUCCUCAUGAGCAGAUGCGCUGCCACCCCCACCCCGGACACCACUCAAUGCCUCACUCAUCCUAGUGGUGUCACUUCUGGCUGAGAUGAAAGUGCAGGGCCUUGGUGGGGAGGGGACAGGGGAGGCAUGGCCAUAAGCCACAGCCCAAGGACCUCACUUGACCCCCAGGGAAAAUCUUCUUCCUGAUCUGUUGCUCACCACCUGAGGCUGACAAAUGAGGUGAAAGGAGUGAGAUGGUGGGAAGGAAUGAGUCCCAGAUAGCCCGGUUCGGGGCACAGAAAUAGCACCAUUGUAAGCUUCGGGCUGGGCGAUAGACUGCCGGGUGGAGGCAGGGGGUGAACUGGGUGAGCUGUGACUUUCAGCCCAAAGCAUUGGGGCUGCUCUAGGCCUGGACAAGAAGUGCCAUCUGAGGGUUGAGGCAAGAGAAGGGGGACAAUUAAGGAUUUGUAGAAGGUGUGUGGAUUUGGGGCAGAGAGCUGGAGGAGAGCAGGUGGUACUGGCCAGAAGCUGUACCCAUGGGUGGCAUGUAGAAACUGAGCACCCCUGCCUGGUGCUCGAAAUCCCCCUGCCUGGUGCUGAUGCUGGGACAGGAACAAGCACUGACACAUGGCUGCCUGGAAUUUGUAAAAUUUGUAAAAUGAUUUCCAUUGUCCCAAGGAAUUGUAAACCCUACGCAAAAUAAAAGCACUGUCUUACCUUA